AUGUGCCACUUUCAGGUCUCCUCACACUGCUGCUGGAUUCCAUUUUUGUCAUAGGAUGCUGGCAGAUUACGGGCCUCCCAUUGCUGCGGCCAGGCCCCUAAUCUGCCAUGGGCCCCUGUACCGCCGCCUCCUCACGCUGCUGCCAGGUCCACAGUGUCUCAUGGGUCCCUGUACGGCCUCCCAUUGCUGCUGUCUCCAUCGCCACUCUCUGCCAUGUGCCACUUUCAGGUCUCCUCACACUGCUGGUUGGUUCCAUUUUGUCAUAGGGUGCUGUAUGGCCUCCCAUUGCUGCUGCCUCCACCGCCACACUGUGGCUCCACACUCUGGUUUUGGCCCCGUGACUGCCCAAAUGAGUGAAGUGUGCGGUGAUUCUAAGAUCGACGGCACUCAUCUGCAUGUCAUACUG
Messenger RNA from Staurois parvus, 406 nucleotides. Lineage: Eukaryota; Metazoa; Chordata; Amphibia; Anura; Ranidae. The record is from the annotation of a GenBank genome assembly.